Molecule: messenger RNA, 2168 nt
Organism: Nelumbo nucifera (sacred lotus)
Lineage: Eukaryota; Viridiplantae; Streptophyta; Magnoliopsida; Proteales; Nelumbonaceae
Source: RefSeq, a predicted model, not a curated record
CAGUGGCCGGAGACGGUAGAUUUUCCGGCAAUAUUUCAUGAGAAAUCCGGGUGGCGGCCCCAUAUGGGGUCGUCUUUGGCCUCAAGUUAUAGUGGCACUAGUCUUAAUCCUUUUCUCUAACAAUGUAUCAUCGGUUUAUGGUGAACCUUACAUCUACCAGUCUCCGCCACCACCUUCGCCUUCACCACCAUUGCUGCCUUACUAUUACAAAUCCCCACCACCACCAUCUCCAUCUCCACCACCACCAUAUUACUAUAAGUCUCCUCCGCCACCUGUUAAAUCACCUCCACCACCAGCUUACUAUUACAAAUCUCUACCACCACCUCCACCAGUGUACUAUUACAAGUCUCCACCUCCACCACCUCCUUACCACUACAAAUCUCCACCCACUCCCCCAAAAUAUUAUUACAAGUCUCCACCACCACCUCCCCCAGUAUAUUAUUAUAAGUCCCCACCUCCACCACCACCUUACCACUACAAAUCUCUGUCUCCUCCUCCAAAAUCUUAUUACAAUUCUCCACCACCAUCACCACCUUAUCAUUACAAGUCACCACCGCCACCACCACCAGUGUAUUAUUACAAGUCUCCACCUCCUCCACCACCUUACCGUUACUACAAAUCCCCACCUUCUCCUCCAAAAUAUUACUACAAGUCUCCACCACCACCUCCACCAACAUACUACUAUAAAUCUCCACCUCCACCGGUAUCUCACCCUUACCCUCACUACUAUGUUCUUACAGUGGUUGGAAAGGUUUACUGUGAGAAAUGUUAUAACUGGGAGCACCCUAUGAAGUACCGCCUAAAUAAGCAACUACAAGGUGCUGUUGUGAAUGUGAUAUGCAAGGCUGGUGAGAAGCACAUUGUUUCAUAUGGAAAGGCCAAUAAUAAGGGUGAAUAUAAUAUCACAAUUAAGGAUUUUGACUAUUCAAAGUAUGGAGUCGAAGCAUGCAAGGCUAAGCUCCAUGAAUCACCCAAGGAUUCAUCUUGCAACAUCCCCACUGACAUCCAUGAUGGCAAGAGGGGUGCCAAGCUUAAAGUAAAAUCAGAGAUGCACUACUCUAUUGUGCUUAAGGCUGAGUCAUUUGCUUAUGCACCCAAGACUCCGUACAAGGACUGUGAGAAGCCUGUUAACCCACCAUACUACUACAAAUCUCCACCACCUCCUCCAACCCCAGUUUACAAGUACAAAUCACCACGUCCUCCACCCACCUACAAAUAUAAGUCUCCUCCACCACCUCCACCUAUCUACCACUACAGGUCGCCACCUCCACCUCCACCAACUUAUCAGUACAAUUCUCCCCCACCUCCAGCUUAUGAAUACAAAUCACCACCUCCUCCACCACCUUCUUACAAAUACAAGUCUCGUCCUCCACAACCACCCACCUACCACUACAACACCACCUCCACCACCGCCAACUUACCACUAUAGUUCCUCGCCGCCUCCAAUUUAUCAAUACAAGUCUCCACCUCCUCCUCCACCCACAUACGAGUACAAGUCCCCUCCACCACCACCACCGCCUACCUAUUACUACAAGUCUCCACCUCCACCUUCGCCAACCUACCACUACACUUCUCCCCCUCCUCCAGUUUACCAAUACAAGUCACCCCCUCCCCCACCCACUUACAAGUACAAGUCUCCUCCACCACCACCAUCACCACAACCUACCUACCUUUAUAAGUCACCACCCCCACCUCUUUCAACAUACCACUACAAUUCUCCCCCUCCUCCAAUUUACCAAUACAAGUCACCUCCUCCUCCCCCACUCAGUUACAAAUACAAAUCCCCACCACCACCAUCGCCACCUACUUACUACUACCAUUCACCUCCUCCACCACCACCUAUAUACACAUAUUCAUCCCCACCUCGUCCAAUCCACUAUUAGGGUUAAAAGUUUCCCUCUUCAAUCAUGUUUUGGUUUGGAAAUUGAAAUAAAGAAAGGGCUUGUAAAGAGGAGAUUCUUGAAGAUUUUAAACUUUUCUGAUUCUGUAUUUAUUGCUUCUUCCACUUCUUUGGGAGCCAUUUUACUUUUUCAUUGUUAUCAUAUUUGAGUAGAAGUGGCUUUAAAAGUAGAACUGGGCUAAGUGGACUUAGGAGUAGGCAGGAAGUGUAGUGCCUUUCUUUCUAUUGUUGUAUUGAUUAUUCAUUACAAGGAAUAAGAUCUUACUUA